AUGUCGGAGGGAUGAUUGCUUCUUUCAUGUUAUAUAUGUGAGAUGUAGCUUUUUAAAUUCCUUAGCUUCUUUGAACUGUUUUAUUUGUAAUCGUUUAUUCUGGUUUUAGAGGUUGAGCUUUUUCCUUUUUCAAGCCUCCACAAGCCAUCUCUUUUGGGCUGUGAUGCAGGAAGGAAGGAAAUGAUUCAGAAAUAACAAUGGAAAUUUGUUCUAUACUCUAGAAGUUUUCGAGUAUUCUUCACUUAUUUCUAUUAAAGGGAUUAUAAAAGGACAGAAGGCAAUAUGUUUUCUGAAUUAUUUGACCUCAUUGUACCAGAACAUAUCAGUUUCAUAUGGGGUUACUGGGGCAUUGAGUUGCUAGUAUUGGCAAACUUUGUGUUCCAAGUAAUCCUAACUUUCAAUGGAAGUCGUAGAAGGCACACACCAGGAAAUAGGCUCAGCUUAAUUGUUUGGUUUUCCUACUUAUUAGCUGCUAAAAUUGCAACUGUUGUUCUGGGCAAGCUCACAACAAUUGAUAUAGGGCAUGAACAGCGCAAUACGCACACACAAGUCCAGGCGUUGUUGGCACCACUAAUGUUCAUGCAAAUAGGAAAUCCAGAUACAAUCACGGCCUACUCAAUUGAAGACAACCAACUUGGAGUGAGGCAAGUUUUCAGUAUGGUAAUCCAAGUGGGAAUUAUGUUUUACAUUCUAGUAAGGUCAUGGACAGAUUCCAAAACAUCGUUUCUUUACUUGCCGAUGUCUUUGGCUGGAAUAAUCAAGUAUGGUGAGACUUCAUGGGCUCUGAAAUCAGCACUUAAUGGCAACUUUGGCUUCACAAUUGCUGAUUUCUUCAAAUAUCACGAAGUAGCUGAUUUGUUUAACAAAUUGCCACAGGGAGAGAACGAACUUCCAGAGGCAAACUUGAUCUUGAGGGCCUACUAUAGAUUUUGCUGCCUAAAACCUCAUCUUGAAAAUUGGCUUUACUAUCCUCCAACUGAUUGUGAUCAAGGUAAACUACACAUUAAAGAAUGUGGGUAUGAAGAUGUGUUCAGAAUUACAGAUGUCGAAUUGGGUUUCAUGUAUGAUGCCCUCUACACUAAGGCACCUGUUGUAUACACUCGUAAGGGUUUGAUUCUUCGUUUAAUAAGUUUGCUUAGCGUAAUUGCCACACUAGUUGGAUUUUCUGUAUUGUUCAAGGAUGCAUUUGUGUACAAUAUUAGUAUUGGCUUCAUCCAUUUUGUGUUGAUAGCAGCUUUGAUAAUUGAGAUUUAUCAGAUCUUGAGACUACCAUUUACAGAUUGGGCUAUAGUACAGAUGGUAAGGCACCAUGAAGCUUUCCCAAUCCUUCGGGGUUUCUUGCGGUCUCUAUCCCCUCAGUCGGCAACUUGGAGAAGGUGGUCUAACACAAUGGGGCAGUUCAAUCUUUUAGAAUUCUGCUUGCAAACCAAGCAUCGGAACUACAGCAGAAUAAAAAUUCUCCGCUAUAUGGGAAUGGAUAUGAAACUCCGAAAGCAAUUGAGUUUGGAUCGAAUUGACGUCAGUCCAGAGGUGAAAGAAUUUGUGGUGACAGAACUGAGAGAGAUAGAGGCGAUCAAAGGAGAAGAAGAAUUUGAUCAGAGAGGCCAAUGGACAAUCAAUAGGUACAAAACUUUACUGAACCUCAACAACGAAAACAAAUUGAUUAAAGCAAUUGAAACAACUGUAUCAAAGAGACCCUUUGAUAAGUGCAUCUUCAUAUGGCACAUCACAACAAAUAUUUUCUAUAACAUCGAAGGUUAUCGUGAUACUAGUGUAGGAAAUAAAACGGAAGCUAUCAUGAGUCUAUCAGAUUAUAUGAUGUAUCUUGUGGUGACUCGUUCCCACGUGCUAUCAACAACAACUGCAGAUAUAAUAUUUGAUCAUUCAUGUGUGAAACUCGGGAAGUUCACAAGAACUGGACGUCUAAAGAAAGAGGACAUCUGCAAUGAUAUUCUGAAAUUAAAGAAAGAGAGCAUCCUUCAUGCAAGAGAGCCACAUGAACCAAUUGAAUCAGAAGCAGAAAAAGUAGUUGUAGGAAAUUGGCAUCUGAUGAAGGAUGUAAAAGAACUUGCAGACUGCUUAUUGGCACUGAGCAACGAGAACAAGUGGAAGCUAAUUGGCAGCAUGUGGUUUGAGAUGUUGGGAUAUGCUGCAAGUAAAUGUGAAAUGGAAUAUCAUUCAGAACACAUCAGACAAGGUGGUGAAUUGAUCACUCAUGUUUGGCUUUUGAUAGCCCAUAAUGUUACCAAAUACAGUUCAUAUGAAUACCAUGCGGGAGGUCAAGAUGAAGAGACUCCAGCUACUUCUUAGUUAGUUUUUCAACUUCUUUUUCCUUGAGAAAUGAAAUUUGAUUGCUUGUAAGGAAGUUUUAUGCAUUAUCAUUUUUUUGUGGUUCAUUGAUUGUUUUGUAAAAAACAUAAUAAUAAUGCAUGUGAAGUCAUCCUAUCGAUACUGCUACAUGGGAUUCCUUAAUUAUAAAAAUUACAAUUCAUGGGUUUCAUUCAAAUGGGGUCAAAGAUAACGUAAACAAUUCCUCAACUGACCUCAUCUUCAAUGGAGAAAAGUUCCCACCUCGUCCUUAGUCCACUUUCUGCACUCUUCUGAUCCAUGGACUUAGCCUCUCAAUCAUUCUAUGAAAUACUCUUAGAAAUCACUGAAGGGAGAUUUGGUGAAACCUCUCGAAAGAUCUUUAUAAGACGAUUUAUGGAAGAAACUCCACCUCACUUGUAUGCUCUUUGCUCUUUUGUAUAUCGCUUCUGGAAUGUUAUUUUGAAAGUGUUUUUCCGGUCUCUAGUUUAUAA
Molecule: messenger RNA, 2801 nt
Organism: Cucumis sativus (cucumber)
Lineage: Eukaryota; Viridiplantae; Streptophyta; Magnoliopsida; Cucurbitales; Cucurbitaceae
Exons: 2
Coding region: 283-2310 (675 amino acids)
Source: RefSeq, a predicted model, not a curated record